ACGAUCGAUCUUGUCAAAGGUCCACACGUUCGUUCGUUUCGUGGAAGCUUCCAAAAGUGUUUCCACUUUGGACCCCGGACUUUACAUUUAUCUUGAUACCCUCCCCCUUCGUCCGCUUCGUUCUGGGCAUCACCUAUUUUUUGUUUAUUUCUUUUCGUGUAUUUCUCCGGGGGGUAGAUUAGGUCUCCUCUUUGUCCUCGUCCGCCAAGCAUCACCACUCUGCAUUUUCUUUGACUCCUCGGUGAGGAACCCGUAACAAGCUCAGUUUGUUGCUCGUUUCGAAUGGGGGGACCUUGACGGCCACCGGCUCGACAACCUUCAGCAUUCCAUACCAACCAACCUAAACCAACAACUCCAAAACGCCAACUCCAACAGCAACACGGAGACCGAAUCGUCCCUCUCCAACAACGUCCAACCACAAAAUGGGCUCUACAACUCCCACCACCCCCCUUCCCUCAGCCUCCUCGCCCUCUCUAACCCUCACCCUCGCCCACCCCGACGAGCGUCCCAAAACAUGGUCCCUCACCCACCCCAUGUGGGGACCCGCCCUCUCCCACUCCGAAUACCUCGCGCGUGAACACUUUAUGACGACUCUCCCGCUCGCCAAAGACGGUGGCCUGACGCACUGGAUUUUGACCGACACCGACACCGAUCCCUCUUCCUCUUCUUCAGAAAAAAACCGCGAACGACCCAUCCUCUCCUCCUGCGAAACCCUCCGCAAACACGCCGUCGCCGCUCGCUACGACGCCUCUUCCGACCGCGUCGUUCUAACCGAAGGCAUCUCGCACGGCAUCGGUUCCGUGUUUACGGAUCCUCAGUACCGCGGAAAGGGGUACGCGAACAGGAUGAUGCAGGAGGUGGGGAGGCGGUUGAGGAACUGGCAGGUUGUUGAUAAGAAGGAUCGGCCUGAGUCUGAGUCUCCUUCUUCUGACCACGGCGAGAACGGCGAGAACGGGGAAAAAGGGGGGAAAAAGGGAAAAGAACAAACAAACACAACCCUCUUCUCAGUCCUCUACUCCGACAUAGGCAAAUCCUUUUAUGCCAAAAACGGGUGGAGGGCGUUUCCCUCGGCGCACGUUUCUUUUAAACCCAUCAAACCCACCACCUCCACCUCCCCCAACUUCCCUCCCAACCUCUACCCCAUCAGCUAUCACACCCUCCCCCCCCUCUGCACCCUCGACACCACCCACCUCCUCACCCAAACCCUCCCCACCCUCGCCCGUCUCCACCCCUCCAAAACCCACGUCGCCUUGUUGCCAGACCUCGACUGUCUCCUCUGGCAUUUGUUGCGAGAAGAUUUCAUGACGCAACACAUCUUCCACCGCACCCCCACCAUCCGGGGAGCCAUCUACAGUCCUCCAGACAGCUCUCCCAACGACUACCCCUCCUCCGGUGACAACGGGGAAGGAAAAAGUGGAAAAGGAAAACGGGUCUGGGCCGUUUGGACGAGAUCAUACUACAGGGGACUGGAAAGUGAAAGUAUCGAGGGGAAUCACAUGCACAUCCUCCGUUUCGUCAUGGAAGGGGUAGAGGACUUGGGGGAUGAGGAGUCCCUCAGAAAAGUAGUCACAGAGGACCCAGAGACCGAAAAAUACCUGGUGGAAGCGUUCCGGGCGAUUAUGCAAGUGGCGCAGCGGGAGGCGGCGGAGUGGAGGGUGGAGGAUGUGCAGAUGUGGAAUCCGAGUCCGUUGGUGAGUCGGCUGAUUGAGCAAUCCAAAAUUGAGGGGGGUUAUGAGAUGGUGGAGAGGGAUAUGGAUAGCAUUCCCAGCUUGAUGUGGUACGGGGCUGAGGGGAUGGAGGGGGGGAGGACGGAGGAUGUGGAGUGGGUUGCUAAUGAGAAGUAUGGGUGGUGCUGAGGACAUGAGCGGGGCGUUGUUUCUCUUUGCCUUUUUUUUUUUUUGUCGUUCUUUUU
This is a messenger RNA of Neurospora tetraspora, 1912 nucleotides long. RefSeq lists its product as uncharacterized. The transcript has a single exon. Bases 423 to 1856 code for a protein of 477 amino acids. The record is from RefSeq and is a predicted model, not a curated record. Lineage: Eukaryota; Fungi; Ascomycota; Sordariomycetes; Sordariales; Sordariaceae.